AUGAAUAAACUACUAUCAUCUCUAAUUAACUUUUGCGUAAAUGAAGAGUUAAAAAACAGCUAUAAUAUUGGUGAUAGAUUAUUAUAUAGAGUUUGGAAUAAUAUAUUUUUAAGAAAUGAAAUUCAUAAACAUAUUUUAAAGUUUAUUAAACAUAGUGUUGAAGAUCUUGAUAUAUCAGGUUAUAGCAAGUUUAAAGAUAAAUCAUAUAUAACAACACUUAAGUGGCGUGAUAAUACACUACCAGAUAAAGAUGAAUAUCCACCAUUUUUGACAAAUUUAUAUUUGCACGGUUCUUCUAAAAUGCUAACUCUAACAACUUUACCAAACACAAUUACUACACUCGCACUCCAUAAUCCUUUUAACCAAGCAAUUCCACCCGGUACAUUACCAAAUAGUCUCACAACACUCAUAUUCGGUCGUCGUUUUAACCAAGUAAUUCUACCCAGCACAUUACCAAAUAGUCUCACAACACUCACAUUCGGUCAUGAUUUUGACCAAGUAGUUCUACCCAACACAUUACCAAAUAAUCUCACAACACUCACAUUCGGUGAUGAUUUUAACCAAGAAGUUCUACCCAACUCAUUACCAAAUAAUCUCACAACACUCACAUUCGGUUAUUGUUUUAACCAAGAAGUUCUACCCAACACAUUACCAAAUAGUCUCACAACACUCAAAUUCGGUAGUCGUUAUAAGCAUGGAGUUCGACCCGGCACAUUACCAAAUAGUCUCACAACACUCACACUCGGUGAUGCUUUUAACCAAGUAAUUCUACCCAACACAUUACCAAAUAGUCUCACAACACUCACAUUCGGUCAUGAUUUUAACCAAGUAAUUCGACCAGGUACAUUACCAAAUAGUCUCACAACACUCACAUUCGGUUAUUGUUCUAACAAAGUAAUUCGACCAGGUACAUUACCAAAUAGUCUCACAACACUCACACUCGGUGAUGAUUUUAAGCAAGAAAUUCUACCCGGCACAUUACCAAAGAGUCUCACAACACUCAUAUUCGGUUUUUGUUUUAACCAAGUAAUUCUACCCUGCACAUUACCAAAUAGUCUCACAACACUCACAUUAGGUGUUUGUUUUAAUCGAGCAAUUCUACCCAAUUAUUUUGACCAAGUAAUUCUACCCAACACAUUACCAAAUAGUCUCACAACACUUACAUUCGGAAAUUAUUUUAACCAAGUAAUUCGACCCGGCACAUUACCAAAUAGUCUCACAACACUCAAAUUCGGUCAUGGUUUUGACCAAGUAGUUCUACCCGACACAUUACCAAAUAGUCUCACAAAACUCACAUUCGGCAAUGAUUUUAACCAAGUAGUUCUACCCGACACAUUACCAAAUAGUCUCACAACACUCAUAUUCGGUUAUUGUUUUAACCAAGUAAUUCCACCCGGCAGAUUACCAAAUAGUCUCACAACACUCACAUUCGGCAAUUAUUUUAAUCAAGUAAUUCUACUCGACACAUUACCAAAUAGUCUCACAACACUCACAUUCGGCAAUGAUUUUAACCAAGUAGUUCUACCCGACACAUUACCAAAUAAUCUCACAACACUCACAUUCGGUGAUGAUUAUAACCAAAUAGUUCCACCCGGCACAUUACCAAAUAGUCUCACAACACUCACAUUCGGCAAUAAUUUUAACCAAGUAGUUCUACCCAACACAUUACCAAAUAGUCUCACAACACUCACAUUCGGUCGUAGUUUUAACCAAGUAGUUCUACCCAACACAUUACCAAAUAGUCUCACAACACUCACAUUCGGUGAUGAUUAUAACCAAAUAGUUCCACCCGGCACAUUACCAAAUAGUCUCACAACACUCACAUUCGGUCGUCGUUUUAACCAAGUAGUUCUACCCGGCUCAUUACCAAAUAGUCUUACAACACUCACAUUCGGUCAUUAUUUUAACCAAGUAUUUCUACCUGGCUCAUUACCAAAUAGUCUCACAACACUCACAUUUGGAAGUCUUUUUAACCAAGUAAUUCCACCCGGUACAUGUAAAAAUUAA
Molecule: messenger RNA, 2007 nt
Organism: Dictyostelium purpureum
Lineage: Eukaryota; Evosea; Eumycetozoa; Dictyosteliales; Dictyosteliaceae
Exons: 2
Coding region: 1-2007 (668 amino acids)
Source: RefSeq, a predicted model, not a curated record